UUUCAACAUGUAGUUUGAAAAGUAGCUUUCUGUUUUAUAACAAAUAUAUAUUUUUCAGAAAGAGUGACAUGUUAAACUGAGUGUUUUAUAAAAGAUCUUUGCAAAUAAGCAUUAAACUGACUUAUUGAACUAUUUUUGUCAUUUUUAGCAAGCAUUUUAAAAAGUCAGAAAUAUUCAAAGUUGCUGGAACAAGACCAGUUUAAGUGUUGACUAAUAGCUGUAAUACAUUUCCAUCCAACAGCUACUUUAGGUGGGAUUAUUUUUGAUGCACUGUUCAGACACCAAUAUACAAACUGCUUCUUUUUGAACAAAUACAAACAAAACAUCAGCACUGAUGUAAGAACACAAUGACGUAACGGAUAACCUGCUUUUAUCACUGUUGUAGAUGCCAUGGCGGUGGAGGACAUUGUUUUCCACUAUCAGACAUCUUUAACAAUGGAAACAGUAAAAUAGGUUAAAGCUGGACAAACCAGCCGUCAAGAGGCUUCCUCUGCCAUAUUUUCUAGCUUCUCAGGUGUAAGACUUUCUGGACCACAGGUGAGGUAAGACUCAAAGAGAGUAACCUUAAAUUUCUGAAUCAGGUUUAGGCUUUAGAUUAUUUCUGUGUGUUUUGGAUUAAUACUUGGAACUUCUGCAUCUUGUUUGGUAAUGAAAACUCUUCAGAGAGCAGAAGUAGAUCACAUCACACCAUGUUUUUUUCUAGAUAAAGAGUAUUUUGCUUUGUAGAAACAUGUCAGUAGUUACAACCCAACACAUUUACUGAAACAAACUGCAUUUUUAAAACUCUUUUAUGUAAAAAUGCUGGGUAUUAAGUGUCCAGAAACGACCCAAACCAACCCAUGUGAAAAAGUUUCCCACAAACCUAACAACUGUUUGUGCCAACUACCCUCAAAGGGUAAUUAUGUUUUCACAUAAAGCCAGGUUGGUUUGUGUUGCUUCUUUAAAAAAAAAUAAAACUGCUGAAAACUGAUGUUUUUCUUUUUACCUCAUCUGAUGUUAACAUUUGUUAGGUCAUCUGAAACAUUAAAGAGACAACAGAACAAAAAGAGUUGCAGACAUGUCUGCCGACGUUCAGGCGGCCCAACCCCGGGCGUUCACCAUGACCUCUGUGUCCAAGCAGUGGUCCUCUGGCAUCUGUGACUGCUGCCAGGACUGCUCUCUCUGUUGCUACACCUGCUGGUGUUUUCCCUGCUUCGCCUGCCAAACGGCCAAGGAGGCUGGAGAGUGUCUCUGUCUCCCCCUGCUGGACGCUUUCGGACUCAUCCCGCCCAUGGCCACGGCACUCCGGGCGUCCAUCCGCCAAAGAUACGGCAUCGAGGGAAGCGUUUGCAGCGACUGCGUGUAUGCGAGCUUCUGCGGGCCCUGCACCUGGUGUCAGAUAUCCAGAGAGAUUAAGACGAGACAAAACCCGGUGGUGUUUGUCAGCACGGCCGCCUGAUCAGAACCAAUGGUCCGCUCCCUCAUCAACAACCCGAGAAGCGGACGUCACGGCCGUCAUCACAGAGACGGCGCCCGAAGAGUUGCCACGCUUGACUGGAUUAAGAGAGACUUUCACAUGUUUCCAGGAAAAUCUGAUUGAACAUUGAGUGAAAAGGAACAAAGGAUGGAAAAUAGGGAAAUAUUUAACUAUCAGCCAUCCAUCCACAUUUUUUUUUCUCUUUAUUGUAGAAAAUACUGAUUUCUUUUGUUUACCAUUUUUAUGUAAUGGUUGAACAAAUAGGCUGCACAGUGGUGCAGUUGGUAGAGCUGUUGCCUUGCAGCAAGAA
Molecule: messenger RNA, 1766 nt
Organism: Poecilia reticulata (guppy)
Lineage: Eukaryota; Metazoa; Chordata; Actinopteri; Cyprinodontiformes; Poeciliidae
Source: RefSeq, a predicted model, not a curated record